Messenger RNA from Morchella importuna, 321 nucleotides. RefSeq lists its product as uncharacterized. The coding region runs from base 1 to 321 and encodes 106 amino acids. The record is from RefSeq and is a predicted model, not a curated record. Lineage: Eukaryota; Fungi; Ascomycota; Pezizomycetes; Pezizales; Morchellaceae. The transcript has a single exon.
AUGUUCUCCAGUGAAACUAACCGCUCCGGUAAAGAUUGUCCGCUACGGUGUUUGAUGACAGAAGUAUUUAGAGCCACAUCAGCAAGCUCGCCUAUUACCCAGGGCGCAGCCCCUACGUCCUGGUGGGCAUUCUGCGCCACGAGCGCCCAGCGCGUCCGGCACCGCCAGAGUACAACCUUCGCGCCAGGCUCCGCCGCAGGACCGUCCAACUCUCUGGGACCGCCAGGAGAUAUGGCUCACGUCCGGAGGGCACUCGCCAAUGCUCUGGUCGCCUGGGCCGCCAUGAGAUUCCCUCCCCCCGGAGACGCUAGGAUGGAGUGA